AUGCCAUCGAUGCACUUGGCCCUGCGAGCUCCCAAAGACCAAGGAUUGCACAUGCUCACAUACGAUGGUGUCAAUGCGCUCACGGGCAUUCAUCGAGAAUGGGAUCGUCUCGAACGACUCUGCAAUUCCAUUCGAAGAGGGGCUUGGAGAGGUGUCACGGGACACAUGAUUCGUAAUGUCGUCGUUAUUGGAAAAGGCGUUGCCAUUCAAGCACUCCAAUUCGUACAGGCAGCUCUGCUGCAGGAUGAAACGGCAAUCAUGGCCAGUCGAUUUGGAUUGGACAAUAGUUCGAGCGCCAUGGCAGCAGCUACCAAAGACUGGAGUGGUCGAUUGCUUCAAGUUCGUCGAAGUGCGGGUACUACUUCUACUACGAAUACUCCUCAUGCUAAUGUCCGACCCCGAUGCAACAAAUGGGUCUUGCUCACAGUCGGGAGUCCAUUGGCGCGGAAUCGUUUGUUGGCGGAAUUGGAUGCCGCGAGUACCAUGGUGAUUAGUUUUGCAUUGCAGGGGAAUGAAGAAACCGGAUUGGCCACGGCGACUUUGAAAUCGUGGCUGCUGCAACAAUUGGCACCCAAAAAGGUCGACAGUGUACUCAGCAAACACAUGUUGCUGAUUACGGGAAAUGAUCAGAUUGCCACGACCAUUAACAAACCGGAAUCGGUCUUUCUCAUACCCGAGCAUUCCCGAUGCGAAGCAUUCACGUCGUUCUCGGCGGCUACAUUGUUGCCACUCUCCAUUGUGUACGGAUGGUCCAUUUGUGAACAUUUCCUCACGGGAGCUCAUGACAUGGAUUGCCACUUUGUGGAAACCAAUCCAAGGCACAAUCUGCCCGUCUUGCUGGCACUCACGGAUGUGUGGAAUGACACGUUUUUUGGAGCGGCGUCGUCGGGGCGGAUUGUGACUCCCUUUACCCGCUCCAUGAAUGGAUUUCCUGCCUUUGUCGCCGCACUGGAAGCACAAUCCCUCAUUGCCAAGACCAACAACCAACCAACGAAAAAUCAACUGUCGUUCGCAUCUGGCACCAAUGCCCGUCCUGCUUGCUCGUCCUGUGUUGGAAAUGGAGGAAGUGACAGUGCCUACGAUCGAGCACUGUACCAGUCUUCCAAGAUUCAGUAUUCCGAACUGGUCAUGGUGAUGAACACGCAACUCAAGGCCAACACGGCGCGGAAUCUUGGAGCUCAAGGAAUGGAAGAUUCUUGCUCAUGCAGAUGCCUCGGUGAUUUUCUUUCCUCUUUGCCAUGCGAGAAAUGGCAUUUGGUGGCGGAGCCAAGGAAGACUCUUGGAACAACAAUGACAAUAGUGGUGCUGCCAGUACGACCGGCAGUGAGGCAUAUGCCAACCAACCCGUACUGCCAAAACACUACUUUCAAAAGCAAGAGCAUCUCCUCCGUCAACAGCAUCAAAACAACAGCAACCAGCAGCAGCCGCUGUCUUCGCAAGGAAACCGCCCCAGCACUCUGUUGA
Molecule: messenger RNA, 1464 nt
Organism: Seminavis robusta
Lineage: Eukaryota; Bacillariophyta; Bacillariophyceae; Naviculales; Naviculaceae
Source: the annotation of a GenBank genome assembly